Phaeoacremonium minimum UCRPA7 is the source of this 1380-nucleotide messenger RNA. Its product is annotated as putative cytochrome b-c1 complex subunit 2 protein. Gene Ontology annotation, cellular component: mitochondrion. The transcript has 4 exons. The record is from RefSeq and is a predicted model, not a curated record. Bases 1 to 1380 code for a protein of 459 amino acids. Gene Ontology annotation, molecular function: metal ion binding. NCBI's taxonomy places the organism in Eukaryota, Fungi, Ascomycota, Sordariomycetes, Togniniales, Togniniaceae.
AUGAUCGGCCGAUCAGCUCUCGCGAGGGGGAGCAAGCUUGCCCUUCGCCAGCAAGGCUGUGUCCAGCUUGCACAGCGACGCGGCCUAGCUGCUGCUGCGACAAGCUCUUCAUCAUACGAGGCCACUGACAUUGCCGGCAUCAAGGUCGCCACGAGAGAUCCCCAUGGCCCAACAACCAAGCUCGCCGUCAUCGCCAAGGCUGGUACCAGAUAUCAGCCGCUUCCUGGUCUGACCGUUGGAUUGGAGGAGUUUGCCUUCAAGAACACCCAAAAACGGUCCGCCCUGAGAAUCACACGAGAGUCCGAGCUUCUAGGAGGUCAAUUGAAUGCGUACCACACGCGAGAGGCCCUCGUACUCGAGGCUAGCUUCCUCGAUGAGGACUUCCCGUACUUUGCCGAGCUUCUGGGAGAGGUCGUCUCUCAGACCAAGUACACAACCUACGAAUUCCACGAGGAGGUCGAGAGAGUUCUGCACCUGAAGCAGGCCAAGCUUGCGAGCGAUGCUGUUGCUCUGGCCCUUGAUUCCGCCCAUGCGACUGCCUUCCAUUCUGGCCUCGGAUCAUCCAUCUACCCCAUCACCUCGACUCCUCUAGGGGCCUACUUGAACGAGCACUCGGUCGCUGCGUUUGCAGGAGCUGCCUACACGAAGCCGAACAUUGCGGUUGUGGCAGAUGGUGUCAGCCAGUCUACGGCAGCAAAGUGGAUCGAGCCUUUCUUUAAGGGUGUUCCUUCAUCCUCUUCAAGCCAGCUUCAGCUGCAUACUGCGGCCACCAAAUACUAUGGUGGUGAGCAGCGCACACCUCAGUCUGGAAGCAAGAGCGCGUUGGUGAUUGCUUUCCCUGGUUACACGCUUGCAUCCGACAAGCCUGAAGCUGCAGUCCUCAACGCUCUUCUAGGUGGCCAAUCCACCAUCAAGUGGUCGCCAGGCUUCACCUUGCUUUCCAAGGCUGCUGCAGCUGCACCGGGCGCCUCAAUCUCCAGCAGCAAUUUCGGCUACACUGAUGCCGGUCUGCUUGCUAUCCAGAUCAGCGGCCCUGCUGCUCAGGUCCGAACAGCCGCAGAAGAGGCAGUUAAGGCGCUCAAGAGCGUCGCUGAAAGCCCGGUCAGCAAGGAAGAUCUUACUAAGGCUAUUGCCAAGGCCAAGUUUGACCUGCUCUCCGCCAACGAGCUUAGCGGCACUGGGUUGGUUGCUGCUGGAACUCGCAUCAUCCAUGGAAACAACACAUUCCAGGUCGCGAAUGCUCUGAAGAGCUACGAGUCCGUGACCGCUGAGAAGCUGAAGGCUGCGGCAAAGGGACUUCUGGAGGGCAAGGCAACCGUAGCAGCUGUAGGCGAUCUUUUUGUGCUUCCAUAUGCCGAGGAUCUCGGACUCAAGGUAUAG